Camellia sinensis is the source of this 1278-nucleotide messenger RNA. Lineage: Eukaryota; Viridiplantae; Streptophyta; Magnoliopsida; Ericales; Theaceae. The record is from RefSeq and is a predicted model, not a curated record.
AUGGUUCGAUCGACUCCCCGCUGGAUCGAUUCAUGGCUGGAAGUAGCUCUCCGAAGAGUUCCUAGCCAGGUUCAUCUCCAAACUAAGAUCCCGAAGGAGCCGAAUACACUGUUCAGCCUCCGGAAGGAGCAGAAGAAAACACUGCGCAGUUAUGCUAGGAGGUACUGGGAAGAGUACAAUGACCUGGAGGAAAAUGUGUGCAACGAGCAGAUGGCCGUUAUGUCUUUCAAACAUGGUCUACGCCCGGAGAGUAAGCUGAGACAAUCACUUACCAAGCACCCGGCCACAGCAUUGAAAGACUUGCGUGCCAGGAUUGAGCAGUACGCUCACCUCAAAGAUGAUCAGAUCCCCAUCGAGGUAGCAUCAGCAGAACAAAUAGCUCGGCACAAGAAGAGAUCAGAUCGAGGAGAACACCGAGGGAUCACAGUGAAUGAAGUGGAUAAGUCCAAAUCCCACGAACCCGUCAUAAUCGUAUUCAAAGAGUCGAUCUAUCGAAUCCUAGAAAAGAUCAAGAAAGAGCCCUUCUUUGUCUGGCCGCCGAAAAUGUUGGGAGAUCCGGCUCGGCGCAAUCAGAAGCUCAGAUGCACCUACCAUCAAGAUAGGGGGCACAUGACUCAGAACUGCAAGGCACUGAAGCAACACCUGGGGGACUUAGUAGCAGCUGGGCACCUCCGGGAUUACAUUGAUCAGGAUAAGGAAGUGACUGAACAGGGGAACCCACCACCAGAACCGAAUAUUGAGCAUCCACCUCGGUUGAUAAUAAAUGUGAUCCAUGGGACAGCGACUCAGGAACCUGAGGAGACACUGAGAGAAGAGAUUGCUAAAGUUGUGCAAAUCCAACAGGUCAUGUCAGUAAAGCCUGCAUCGAAAAAGGUACGCACGGCACCUAAAUCCCCCUUGUGCACUGUUUCAUUUAAUAGAAAUGAUUUAGAAGGCAUACAGCACCCACAUACUGAUGCAUUGAUUAUAACUGUGGAAAUUGGGAAACGGUUUGACGUAAAACGAGUCCUGCUAGAUCAAGGCAGUGCAGCAGACAUAUUGUAUUAUGACUUGUUCAGAAAGUUUGGUCUCUCCGAGCAACACCUCACCCCAGCGGUAGCCUUGUUAGUUGGCUUCAAUUCGCAACUAGAAUGGCCGCUUGGCAAAAUAGUGUUGCCAGUCGUGGCAGGAACAAAAACCCUCCAGAUAGAGUUCCUAGUUAUUAAUACACCAUCCCCUUACAACGCAAUACUUGGCCGUCCAUGGAUUCAUCAAAUGGAGGCGGUCCCUUCAACCUAA